CUCUGUGAAUGCGGCCGCAUGUCAAUCACCGGCUCUCAUGUGAUGGCUCUUGCCAAUGACGUGCCAGCCAUAUGGGCCUGGCAUCAGAGCUGGUUGCUUGCCACGAUGUUGAGCCGGCUGUUCAGCGAGGUGCUGCCGGACGUCCAGAGACUCGCGGCUGACUGGGUGGAGGACAAUGAGAACGAGGACGGCACGGCCAAGGAAGAUGAGCACGAGCCCUGUCAUCUCGGCGAGGACGACCUGGACGAGCCACUGGAAGGCAGCAGCCGAGCUGAGUCUGAGAUGGCCGGCGACGAUGAUGAGGACGACGAUGCCGAGGAAGAGGAGUGCGAGGAUGAAAACAGUGGAGACAAACCCAAGAAGCGCGGCCCAAAGAAACGCAAGAUGACGGCGGCGCGCGUCGAGCGCUCUAAGGUGCGCCGAAUGAAGGCAAACGCGCGGGAGCGCACGCGCAUGCACGACUUGAAUUCUGCGCUGGACAAUCUGCGCAAAGUGGUGCCAUGCUACUCCAAAACCCAAAAACUCUCCAAGAUAGAGACUCUGAGGCUGGCCAAGAAUUAUAUAUUAGCCCUUGGGGAGAUUUUACGCAACGGGAAACGUCCAGAUGUGGUGACCUACGUGCAGAUGUUGUGCAAAGGCCUGUCCCAGCCCACUACCAACCUGGUGGCAGGUUGUCUGCAGCUCAACACCAGGAACUUCCUGACUGAACCAUGUUCAGAUGGAGCCCGCUUCCACAUGCCCAGCUCUCCUUUCUCUGUCCACCCCUACCCGUACCGGUGUUCCCGCCUCUCCAGCCCUCAUUACCAGCCCGGAACCGGUGCGCUUAACUUGCGGGGCCAUUCCUACAGUGCUGGGUACGAGGCCGUGUACCCGCCGGGUGGCACAUCCCCUGACUAUAGCAGCCCGGACUACGAGGGGCAGCACAGCCCGCCCGUCUGCCUGAACGGCGGACUGUCCGGGAGACAGCAGGAGCCUUCUGAGACAGACAGGAACUAUCAUUACUCUAUGCAUUAUUCCGGACUGACCACGUCUCGACCCAGUCACAGCAUACCUUUUGGGCCCUCUGGAGCGCGCAGUGGAGGUGCGCACUCGGAAAACAUUCCACCUUUCCACGACGUGCACUUGCAUCAUGACAGGGCGCCCCCUUAUGAGGAUCUCAAUGCUUUUUUCCACAAUUGA
Molecule: messenger RNA, 1179 nt
Organism: Micropterus dolomieu (smallmouth bass)
Lineage: Eukaryota; Metazoa; Chordata; Actinopteri; Centrarchiformes; Centrarchidae
Product: neurogenic differentiation factor 2-like
Exons: 2
Coding region: 19-1179 (386 amino acids)
Molecular function (GO): protein dimerization activity
Source: RefSeq, a predicted model, not a curated record